Molecule: messenger RNA, 2436 nt
Organism: Schizosaccharomyces osmophilus
Lineage: Eukaryota; Fungi; Ascomycota; Schizosaccharomycetes; Schizosaccharomycetales; Schizosaccharomycetaceae
Gene: msy2
Product: MS ion channel protein 2
Exons: 1
Coding region: 1-2436 (811 amino acids)
Biological process (GO): calcium ion transmembrane transport; intracellular calcium ion homeostasis
Cellular component (GO): membrane
Molecular function (GO): calcium ion binding; calcium channel activity
Source: RefSeq, a predicted model, not a curated record
AUGUUGAUGGCAGAUGACCAAGAAAAGUACUUUCGCAAUGGCUUACGAAACUUAAACGUUUUUGAUAAUACAGAAACUAUAAUACAAGAUAUAGAUGACACCUAUAAAAGUGACGAUGCUUUGAAAAAGCGAGAGUCCAGGUUCAAGGGAGUCUACUAUAUCACAAAUUUAUAUAAAUGGUUCAUGAACCUCUCUUUCAUUACUCGUUGGCUUGCUUUGUGGUUUCCUUUAGCUUGUUUAUUGGUGGUCCCUUUGGCUGUAGGUGUAUCACCAAAAUACCGCUAUGCGAAACUUGGUACUGUCCGUAUUUUUUGGAUUUUUCUUUGGUUUGAGAUUGCUUGGGGUAGCUUUUGGGUCUCUCGCUUAGUCGCAAGUAUUCUUCCCUAUUCUUUAUACCCUAUUGUUGGGAUUUUCCCCUUCACAGCUUAUAAGCUUUCCGUCAUCGUCUCUGCCAUUGAAUUGCCCUUGGCUUUCCUUUUCACUUGUAUAAUAUGUAUUUGCACAUUCCCACCUAUUAUGAUAAAAAAUUCCGCUCCUGUAUCUAACAAUUUGGGCAAUGCCACGCUGACUCCUGCUGCAUCUGGCACCGCUAAUGUCAACCCCAAUGUAAAUCUAGCCAAUUCGUUUUCCACUGCCUCGGACGUCCAGUCUUGGAUAAAAGUCUGUACGAAAAUAAUCGGUGCUUUUGUGAUUCUCAGUAUUGUUCUUCUUUUAGAAAAGACAAUCCUACACUUUAUUGGCUUCCAUUACCAUGAAGUGCAAUAUCAAUUCCGUAUUGCUGAUAAUAAAAAGCAUCUUUCCAUGCUGACCAAGCUUUUUAUAGCAUCUAUGAAAGCUCCAUAUAGAGAUUCACCAUCUGUUUUGCAACAGGAUUAUAUCCUUCACUUACGUACCUCUGAUCCUUUGGCUAAGGAUAAUGCUCCUCGUCAUAUUCGACAGGUUAAGCGCCUGAAAAGGAACGCCAAGAAAGCAUUCAACAAAACAAGAUUAGUAGUCGGUUCCGUCUUUAAUAAUAUUGCUGGUUACUCGCAUAAACCAUUUACCGCUGAAGAAGAGUUUAUUAUCGAAAUGCUUCGGUCUCGAAAAAGAUGUCUUGCUAUUGCUAGAAGAAUUUGGUACGCCAUCGUUCCUACCGGAGAAGAUUCUUUUAAAAAAGAAGAUCUUUCUGGUCUUAUUCGUGAUCAAGAUGACAUUAGCUUUAUAUUUGAGAUUCUAGACAGAGAUUACAGUCGUAGUAUCAGCUUGGAAGAAUUAGAGCAGUUUAGUAGAGAAGUCGCCGAUGAAUUCUUUUCUAUUCGAAUUUCCUUAAGAGAUGUCGAUGUGGCUUUAUCCAAGUUGGAUUGUGUUGGACUUGCAGCUGUUGGUGUCAUUGGGGUCCUUAUUUUUAUUUCCUUUUUGGAUACAUCCUUUGCAACCAUUCUAGCGGCAUAUGGAACAACUCUCCUGAGUUUAUCCUUCAUUUUUGCAGCCACCGCCCAGGAACUAAUGUCUUCCAUCGUUUUCUUAUUCAGUAAACACCCUUUUGACAUUUCAGACGUGGUUGUCAUUAAUGGGACAAAGUACGAAGUGGUAACCUUGUCUUUACUAUGCACAGUUUUUCGCACCAUGAGUGGUUCAACUGUACAAGCCCCCAAUUCUCUACUUAACACUUUGUUUAUUGAGAAUUUGCGGCGCAGUUUGCCUCAAAGUGAGUCCGUAACAUUGACAGCUCCUUUUGCUACGGACUUUAAGCAAUUGGAACGUCUGCGGGACCUUUUACUCGAGUUUGUUAAGGAGAAUGAUCGCGAUUUUCGACCUCUUUUGGAUUUGUCGGUUCUAGAUUUUUCAGCAUUGGAUUCACUCAAAUUCACAGUAACUUUUUACUACAAAUCAAAUUGGCAGAAUACUGCUUUACAAGCUAUACGUCGAAAUAAAUUUAUGUGCGGUCUUAUCAAUGCUGUCCGGGAUGUGAAUUUGCCAGCUGUGAGUGACCCAGUCCGUGGUUCUCCCGAUAACCCUUUUGUUAUUGAGCGACUUUCAAAGGAACUUCCACAGCCUCUUAGGGACCAUAAUGUGAGGCCUUCAUUCACCGACGUUUCCUCUGCCGCUAGCUCUCCAUCAUUUCAAAAUACACCCAACUAUCCUGUCAUCCAAGCAGACAAACAAGAAGGUGAACCAUCAAGGGGUGAAAGCCCAGGAAUGAAACCAGAUGUAAAGUCUAUAAAGUCUGCUAAUUCAAACACCAACGCAGCUCCGGUGAAAUACAUCCGUCAGACGCUAGCCACUUGGGAAGUUCCUGAGCUUAUGAAUUCUUUGGAUGCCUUAGAUAGGAGCCACGAGGUCUCUGAAGGAAUUCAAAAAGCACAGGAUGUCGAAACAUUUACUACUAACGAACAGGCUGAAGAGCAGGAGGAAGCUUUAUCGUCUAAUGAGCAUAACAACUCUUUUGAGCAGUAA